UGAUGUAGAAUAUGUUCAUCGGUCUAAAAAAAAAAAAGUACGAUAUGUUCUAUCAAUGUACAAUAUCCUCAUCCCCAAAACCCUGCUGUUUAUGGUGAUGGGUGGGCAGGGCAUAAUCCGAUCCGUCGAACAUCAACCUCGCAAACCAUUUCUGGAUUUCACAGCCCAUUUUCUGAUGAAGUCUGCUGGCGUCGAUUACCAGAAUCUUGCAACAUAAUCUCGCUGGUCUCGAUCCUCAGCAUUCUUUCUUCUUCGACCUCCAAAGGUCCGUCGGUCAUAUCUCUGGCGCAGUGGAGGCAGUCAGUUGUCAACCAGAAGGACGCUGUUUUAUCUUUUGAAUUGGUGGUGCAGUGAAUGAGAAUUCUCACCGAUUCAGAGUAGGUCCGGGCAUGCACAAUUGUCGUCUUCCAUAGUGACCCAAGAAAACAGAAGGAUAAGCUUUAAAGCAAGGAAGGAGGGAUGGCACUUUCUGAGACCUUUUGCUCCACUUGAUGAUAGACAUAACACUGAUGCGGCCGGGUCAACGCUGACUCUCAUCCUGUUGUUUUGUCCUUCUCAAUGGUCUAACCCCUUUUCACACCAGAAUCCCGGGGAGCCUGUUCUCUGGCAUUGAUUUUGGGCGGUUAAGUCCGCGGUUGACAGCUUACGUUUCAUGUGGAGAAGUUUUGAUUUCACACCUGUAUAUGUGCCUUUCCCCUUUUCACGGGCUUUGGCGACCUGUUCUUCUAUUCUUUCUAAUUGAAAACUUCAACUUGUCUUCCUUUCCUCAAUUGUGUUUUCCGUUCAUGCCUCCACCUGUUCCCCCCCACCCCCCCGGUGCUCCCUUCACCUCCUCUUUCAUACCUUCUAGCUUCACUCCAGACUCUACCAAUUCUGAGCUCUCUGCUCUGUCACCAUGGGUUGCUGCUUUAGUGCGAGGAUCAAAGCUGAGAGCCCUCCUCGCAAUGGUUUGAUUUCACAUGAUGGUAACAUGAAAGAGGAUGGUUUGGGUGGUCUGAGUGGUUUGAGUGACAAGACCCCCGCUCCCUCUGUGCCUCCCACUCCCCGGUCCGAGGGUGUGAUCUUGAAGUCCUCCAACAUGAAGAACUUCAGCUUUAAUGAGCUAAGAACCGCUACAAGGAACUUUCGUCCGGAUAGUGUGGUGGGUGAAGGUGGAUUUGGCUGCGUAUUUAAGGGUUGGAUAGAUGAGCAUACACUUGCACCGAUUAAACCAGGGACUGGGCUUGUGAUUGCUGUGAAGAGGCUUAGCCAAGAAGGCCUUCAGGGACACGCUGAAUGGCUGACAGAAAUAAACUACCUGGGGCAGCUACAUCAUCCUAAUCUAGUGAAACUGAUUGGUUACUGCUUAGAGGAUGACCACCGGAUUUUGGUGUACGAAUUUUUGGCCAAGGGCAGUUUGGAUAAUCACUUGUUUAGGAGGGCUUCUUACUUUCAACCACUUUCUUGGAGCAUCCGUAUGAAGGUUGCUCUUGAUGCUGCCAAGGGUCUGGCAUUUCUUCACAGUGACCCAGUAAAAGUGAUAUAUCGAGACUUCAAAACUUCUAACAUCUUGAUCAAUUCGAACUACAACGCGAAGCUCUCUGAUUUUGGGUUGGCAAAGGAUGGACCAGCAGGUGACGAGAGCCAUGUCUCUACAAGAGUAAUGGGAACCUAUGGCUAUGCUGCACCUGAGUAUUUGGCCACAGGCCACUUGACUAAAAGGAGUGAUGUGUACAGUUUUGGGGUUGUUCUCCUUGAAAUCAUAUCUGGCAAACGUGCACUGGAUAAUAACCGGCCAUCUGGGGAGCACAAUUUAGUUGAAUGGGCAAAGCCUCACCUGACCAGCAAACGGCGAAUUUUCCAGGUUAUGGAUGCUCGUAUCGAGGGUCAGUACUCACAGCAGGAAGCAAUGAAAGUGGCUAGCCUAGCGCUUAAAUGCUUGUCCGUAGAACCCAAAAUGCGACCAAACAUGGAGGAGGUGGUCAGGGCAUUGGAACUUUUUCAGGAUUCGAGUGACAUGGCUACUGUGGGAGGGAGCUCUCAAAAUCAGCAAUGGUCCUAAGCAGCAUAGAAGAAGCAUCAGUGGAUCUUCGAACGGAGAAGGGACUUCUACGCCAACGUGAUCGGCCUCUACUUUAUGUAAUUAGACGGAAAUAUUACUGGUUUCCCUUUUCAUUGUUUUGAAUAUUGACUAAAGCAUGCAUGAAGAAAGGUGAUUGGUGUACAGUUAAUGAUUUUGUAAAUGAGGAAAGAAAUAAGCAAUGCCUUUCAUUA
This is a messenger RNA of Neltuma alba, 2253 nucleotides long. RefSeq names its product receptor-like cytoplasmic kinase 176. The transcript is spliced from 6 exons. The coding region runs from base 896 to 2041 and encodes 381 amino acids. Gene Ontology annotation, biological process: protein phosphorylation. The record is from RefSeq and is a predicted model, not a curated record. Gene Ontology annotation, molecular function: protein kinase activity; ATP binding. Lineage: Eukaryota; Viridiplantae; Streptophyta; Magnoliopsida; Fabales; Fabaceae.